Molecule: messenger RNA, 960 nt
Organism: Alternaria alternata
Lineage: Eukaryota; Fungi; Ascomycota; Dothideomycetes; Pleosporales; Pleosporaceae
Exons: 3
Coding region: 174-581 (135 amino acids)
Biological process (GO): microtubule-based movement
Cellular component (GO): cytoplasmic dynein complex; cytoplasm
Molecular function (GO): dynein intermediate chain binding
Source: RefSeq, a predicted model, not a curated record
GUUCCCUACUGAUGAGCGGAAAAUUGAAGAUCUACAGAUGCCGCUAAUACCAAAAAGGCAUGGACCAUGUAGCUCUUGGCAGGGUCCAGCCGCGGUGGUGUACGACCAUGUCAUUAUUAGCAUCUGUAAACAGCGACUGCAUCUCUUAGUCUCCAUUGUACCUGUUAUGCAACAUGGCUCAGAACGCUCCAGACGAGACACUUUCGCUACUCACGCGACUGAGCCAAAAGCCUGGCGUUCAGAGCACCCUGAUUUUGUCGCGCGAGAACGGCACCAUAAUACGCACUUCGGGUCUCAUAUCGAAUAGCUCGUCGGCGAAUCCAAACAGCACUCUACCGGCAUCCGGGGAAGCUGCAUCCGACAACUACUCGAACGGCAGGAAAGAAAGUGGGAUACACAGCGCUGAAGACGUUGCGAGCAUGGUCUGGUCAUUCUUGACAGCAGCAGGGAGCCUCGUAGACGAGCUGGACAAGGAUGAUGAGGUCAAGCUUCUCCGACUGCGGACAAAGAAGAACGAACUGGUCAUCGUGCCAGAUCCCAAGUUCAUUCUCGUCGCUAUUCACGAUACACCUCCAGCAUAGGCCAUACUACCAACUCAUCGCACAUGUUUCCCGAUCCCCGCAAGCGUUAUGAUACCCAGUCGUUCUGAUUUGAAUACAACAAAAACCUCAGUUACCAAUGAGACUCACUAAUCUCGACUGCGUUCACGUCCACACCGUCCUUGAACCAUCGUUCUACGCGAAUUUCAGUCGAUGUUUCCGCUUAUACAUGCAAGCUUGAAAUACUCACGGGUUUCACCAAUCUCGAUAUCGUUACCGCUCAUCUGCCGCUUGCGCAUCUUCCCGUCUUCUGCAAAUGUCCAAUCCUCGAGACCAUAGCAACGCUUCCACUUCAUGCCGUCAUGGGCAUCUUGAAACUCAUACCAGAAUUGCACGGCGAUUUUGUUGUCAGUAAAGGCAA